This is a messenger RNA of Umbelopsis ramanniana AG, 1898 nucleotides long. RefSeq lists its product as uncharacterized. The transcript has 9 exons. Gene Ontology annotation, biological process: tRNA 3'-terminal CCA addition. Gene Ontology annotation, molecular function: RNA binding; ATP:3'-cytidine-cytidine-tRNA adenylyltransferase activity. The record is from RefSeq and is a predicted model, not a curated record. Lineage: Eukaryota; Fungi; Mucoromycota; Umbelopsidomycetes; Umbelopsidales; Umbelopsidaceae. The coding region runs from base 1 to 1863 and encodes 620 amino acids.
AUGUUCCUGCGGCAACGCUGCAGCUAUUUCACUUUACUUCGACCCCAUCGUUCAUUUACACUUUCUCCAAUAGUCAGACCGCCUUCAGCUGCCUAUUACUCCCAUAAACUAGUCAAGCUGUUACCUCAAAAGAGAUCAAUCACGUCUGUCGAGACUCUAAAUUACAACCCGGAAUUCAAACGAACCAAACAAGACUCUGUAACCAUGAGUACUGGCGAAACAGUGGUUCCAACUGUCUAUGGAGUUUGCAAACCCCUCGGAGCCGAAAUGAAAGUUGUGCUUUCUAACCGGGAGGCUCAAAUCUGUGAUUUGCUAAACGAUGUCGCAGAGCACUUGAAAGCAACCCGAGCGGAUCUACCACCUGUCACUUUGCGAAUUGCUGGCGGCUGGGUCCGAGACAAACUGCUAGGCAAAACGUGUCAUGAUCUGGACGUGGCAGUUAGUACCAUGAUGGGAUAUGACUUUGCCGUGCACGUCAAUGAAUAUUUGACGUCCAAAGGCUAUGAAACUCGAAGCAUUGCCAAAAUAGAUUCCAACCCGGAUAAAUCCAAGCAUUUGGAGACCGCUACUACCAAGCUAUUUGAUCAAGAAAUUGAUUUUGUAAAUUUGCGAAACGAAAUAUAUAAUGAAGACAGUCGUAUUCCUGCGCAAGUGACGUAUGGAAGUCCGUCGGAAGAUGCCUAUCGACGAGAUAUUACCAUCAACACACUAUUUUUUAAUGUCCAUACGCUACAAGUCGAAGAUUAUACCAAACAGGGAUUACAAGAUUUAGCAGACGGAUUAAUUCGAACCCCCCUCCCAGCGUUCAAAACGUUUUGUGACGAUCCACUUCGUGUUCUUCGUUGCAUUCGAUUUGCAAGUCGGUUUGGAUUUGAAAUUGCGGAUGAUAUUGUGCAAGCCGUCAAGGAUGAAAAAAUAAAGCAUGCACUACUUGCAAAGAUUAGUCGCGAGCGUAUAGGCAUAGAAGUCGACAAGAUGCUUCGUGGACCAGCACCUCGACGGUCGCUUGAUUUGAUCUACUCUUUUGGAUUGUACGAAAUUGUGUUUGCUCCACCGCAAAAGGAUGUCCAAGGAGAACUGCAUGACACGCAAAGGAGCACACAGGCCUCAAAACUUGUGGAAUGGCUUUCUCAGGCGAAUGUCACUAACCUAUCGCCCACCUCGGACCUGGAGCAAUUGAGACUGUUAUAUCUUGCUACCAACCUGAUACCCUACUGUGGCAUGACGUAUACCCAAAAGGGUCGAGCGCUGCCUGCUGUGGAAUUCGUCCUUCGGGAAUCGCUAAAGGUCAAAAACGAAGAUAUCAACACAGUAUCGAUGGUGUUCAAGCGGAUUGAACAAAUCCAGCAAGCUGUGCGAAAUAAUUCGGAAAAAGCAAUUGACAGAGCAGAUUUGGGUAUGUUUAUUCGGGAAGUCGAUUACGUUUGGCCGCUGGCUGUGAAGGUGUCAUUUAUCGCUGGUCUUUUAUCAUAUCAUGACACGAUUGGAGUAACCAAAGGUAAAAAAAAAAAAACCAAGAGAAAACUAAGUUUUUUCCAAGCGUUUUCUCAUGGUCAUGUUCAUUCGGGAUCGCUAAACCAAGCUCGUCUUACUAUAGAUAUACCACCUGAAGCUCAGAGCAUCAUCAGCAUGUAUCAAAAAUUAGUUCAGCAGACGCUCGAUUAUGGAAUUGAGAAUUGUUAUACGUUCAAACCGAUUCUGGAUGGUAAAACAGUUGCCAAAAUGCUAUCGAUCAAACCGGGAAAAGUUAUUGGCGACCUGCUAAAGGAGGUCAUGGCAUGGCAACUUGGACAUCCAUCUGGGACGACGGAGGAAUGUCAGGACUUCAUCAAGCUAGUUUGGCAACGUCGUCAACAAUCAUAAUAAUAAAAAGAGUAGAUCUGGCAGAUAAAAUUUGA